Molecule: messenger RNA, 3585 nt
Organism: Syngnathus acus (greater pipefish)
Lineage: Eukaryota; Metazoa; Chordata; Actinopteri; Syngnathiformes; Syngnathidae
Product: unconventional myosin-XIX
Exons: 24
Biological process (GO): actin filament organization; vesicle transport along actin filament
Cellular component (GO): vesicle; myosin complex; actin cytoskeleton
Molecular function (GO): microfilament motor activity; ATP binding; actin filament binding
Source: RefSeq, a predicted model, not a curated record
CAGUGUUUUAACAACCUAAUAGUGUUUAUUACAACUCUUCGUCUGAGCCCAGGCUAUGAAUUCUAUGAGCGGAUAUAUUCGUGCGGGACACAACAAUGGCGGUGGAGCGGUAAGUUUUGGGAAAAAACCGGAGUUUCGUGCAAGGAUCGGUGCCUCACUGACUCACUCGAGGAUGAAAUUCUUGCCUUCCUUAUAGAUGAUAAAGCCCAGCUGCACACGUAUGACGAUCUCACCAAAGUCAAUCCUGUGACACCAACAACUGUGCUGAGAUGCCUGCAGGCCAGAUACAGCGUGAAAGUAUUUUACACGCAUGCUGGCUGCACCUUGGUGGCUCUUAACCCCUUCCAACCUGUUCCUGACCUUUACUCUCUGGAUGUGAUGAAAGAAUAUCACCAUGCUCCCCAGCUCAAGGAGCCUAAGCCGCACAUCUUUAUUGUGGCAGAGGAAGCCUACAGGAAUGUUCAGGGCCAGUUGGGGCCAGUGGACCAGUCCUUGGUGAUCAGCGGGGAGAGCGGUGCGGGAAAGACAUGGACUUCUCGCUGCCUGAUGAAAUACUAUGCCACAGUGGCAGCCUCCUCAUCAGUGGUGGAGAAGCAGGACACUGUAGAGAGGAUAGAGAGGAGAGUGCUGGACUCCAACCCCAUAAUGGAAGCUUUUGGCAACGCGUGCACACUUCGCAACAACAACAGCAGUCGCUUUGGAAAGUACAUCCAACUCCAACUUGACAGGUGUCAGCUUUUAAUAGGAGCAUCUCUGCAGACAUAUUUACUGGAGAAGACCAGAGUUGCUUACCAACCAGCUAAUGAAAGGAACUUUCACAUAUUUUACCAGAUGAUGAAAGCAGCUACCAAAGAGCAGAGAAAAGAGUGGAAGAUGCCACAUGGUCGCCACUUUGUGUGGCUGCCAAAUGUGGGAAAAACAAUUGAGGAGGACUGUUUUCAAGAGACACUUGAUGCGAUGGUCCAUCUACGUAUCGAUACAGAGAGGCAGAGAGAGAUAUUUAAGAUACUGGCAGGUAUUCUGCAUCUGGGGAAUGUGAAAUUCUCAAUUUCAUCAGAUGAAUCACAGCCAUGUGACAUACAGGAACAGUCCAAAGAUUCCUUGCAUCGGGCUGCUGAACUGUUGCAAAUCCCUGCUGAGGAGCUUCAAACGUGUCUAAGUGUGAGGACAUUAAAAGCAGGGAGGCAGAGUGUACACAAACCCUGUUCCCAGUUAGAAUGCUGCGUGCGGAGAGAUUGCCUUGCUAAAGUCACCUAUGCCCAAUUAUUUGAAUGGCUGGUGACAUUUAUCAACAACAGUAUUUGUGCCGACAAAUCCACCUGGUCCAACUUCAUAGGUGUGCUAGAUGUGUAUGGCUUUGAAUGUUUCCAGACUAACAGUUUGGAGCAGCUUUGUAUCAACUACGCCAAUGAAAAACUCCAGCAGCACUUUGUGACGCAUUAUCUACGAGCUCAGCAGGAAGAAUAUGUGUCUGAAGGAUUGCAAUGGUCCUUUGUAAAAUACCAAGAUAACCAAAGCUGUCUGGAUCUCCUCGAAGGAAGCCCUAUUAGUGUGUUUUCUCUUCUUGAUGAGGAGAGUCGUUUAAAUCGAGCCUCGGAUGCCAAAGCGCUCAGGAUUCGCCUAGAGAAGGAGCUUGCUGACAGCGGCAACAUCAACUGGGAUAAAUUCAGCAAGGUGCCACACUUCACUGUGGCCCAUUAUGCUGGCAAAGUCAACUAUAAGAUCGAAGGCAUGGUGGAGAAAAACAAGGAUCCAGUGGCCCCUGAGAUCAUCAGUCUGCUUCAAUUGUCAGAUAAUUGUCUGCUUCAGGAAAUCUUCACAGAAAAGGAAACUGAGAACAUCUCAAGCAAGGGGCUCAGUAAAGUCACCGUAGUCUCAAAAUUCAAGAACUCUCUGGAGAGCUUAAUGAACAUCCUCCACUCCACAACUCCUCACUACACUCGCUGCAUUAAACCCAAUUCAGACUGCAAGCCAUUCAUCUUUAAAAAGGAAGAGGUGACCAUGCAGUUGGAGGCUUGUGGGAUUGUCGAGACAAUACACAUAAGCGCUGCCGGCUUUCCUAUAAGAAUUCCAUUCAAGUGUUUUAUACAACGCUAUGGAUGCAUACUGACACACUCAAGUUCCAAGUCCGAAGCGCAAAAUCCUGUGAAGGUAGGCUGUGAAAAGGAAAAUGAUCUGCAGGAGGUGCAGAGGCUCCUUGGUCUGGUGUUUCAACAUCCAGCACAACAUCUGAGAAGGGAACCCAAAUCUUUGGUGCAUUGUGGGAAGACCAAAGUUUUUCUCACCCAGUCAAUGUUAGACUUACUGGAAGAUUGGAGGAAGAAGAUUCUCUCUAAGUGCGCUUUCUGCAUCCAGUGCUGCUGGAUACGCUACCAACGGCGCAAACGUCAUGAGCGGCGACAUUCUGCUACUGUAAUCCAAGCAGCGGUACGUUCUUGGCUCGUCAGGAGACGGGUCCAGAGAUGGGACAGAGCUGCAGCGCUUAUUCAGAAAUCCUGGAAGAAGUGGAGGGCACUGCUGAAGUCAUUGGCUGAGGCGGAGCUCGAUGACGUAGAAGAUCUCAUCAUGCAGGAGGACCUGCCAGAAUUAAACGCCAUCAUCAGGGAACGGGGCUCGGUGCAGCUGUCCAGCAUCCAGGAGCCCGUCACAGUGCGGGGAUGGCCUAUGGGGCUGGUUUUGCCCUCGCCUCCGUCCAUCGCUGUGUCAAUGAGGGCCACGGCAUUUCAUAAGAUGAUGUCUGUGGUGGCUUCUCUCAAUCUUCCAUGCAAGAGAGGAGAGUACAAGGUGGAGACCAACCAGAACACGCAAGGGAUCGCCUCCAUUCGGGCUCAACCCAAGGGAUCCGUCAAACUGCACUGCCAACAGUCGCCCCUGCUUUAUGCAAACCGGCAACCAGAGAUGAAGAGUAAUGUGACCGGCUUCAAUGAAAUCCUGUUGGAGAAGACGCUCUAAAGUUUGUAAGCCGACUUCCAUGAGUAAGGUGCUUUUGUAGAAAUGUCAUGUGACACAAAGAGAAAUUUGGUCACAUUACUUUUCAACAUUAGGUGGCGUUUCAAUGCAGUAAUCAGGUUAAAAAAAAAAGUGCCCUUACAUUUCUGGGUCACAGGCCAAAUAAGGUAUUCUUGCUACAUGGUGCUGCUAACUUAGAGCCGCGAUUCUCCAUAGUGGCCUUUCUGACUCAAAUCAUUUAUACUUUAAGGUAUUUGUGUACAUAUGACAUGCUUUACAUGAUUUAAGGGAAUGUACAUGGCAGGGCGUGCAGACCCACUAUAAAAAAUAAUCAGUGCGAAAGAUUGUUGACAAAAAUGUUCUGCAUAGUGAGCUUUCAAGCAAAAUUCAAACGAACUAUAACCUUUACAGGUGAACUUAAUUUGACCUUCUCUGAAGAAAUGAGUAAGAACGCAUGUCUAAUUUUGUAUUUCGUACUUUAAGAGAGUAGACGUUGUGCAAAAAGUACAGAAACGAUGAGCAGUUGGACAUGCAUUGAACAUUUUACUCAACGCCAAAGCCCGAUUUCCCUAACUUUGGACACUAAUGACAAGCACUAUUGUAAACAGAUGAAUAUUACCUCUUGAGGAAAAUGUA